This is a messenger RNA of Anopheles nili, 1941 nucleotides long. RefSeq names its product ichor (gene ich). Bases 10 to 1941 code for a protein of 643 amino acids. The transcript has 2 exons. The record is from RefSeq and is a predicted model, not a curated record. Gene Ontology annotation, cellular component: nucleus. Gene Ontology annotation, molecular function: DNA-binding transcription factor activity, RNA polymerase II-specific; RNA polymerase II transcription regulatory region sequence-specific DNA binding. NCBI's taxonomy places the organism in Eukaryota, Metazoa, Arthropoda, Insecta, Diptera, Culicidae. Gene Ontology annotation, biological process: regulation of transcription by RNA polymerase II; embryonic hindgut morphogenesis; embryo development.
GCGAGCCCCAUGCACGUGGAGAGUAUGGUCAACUGCAAGAUGGGCUCGCAGAAUGAUUCGGUCGAGGUUGAAAGCCUGCUGAUGAGCCCCUGCUGGAACCAAUCGACCGGCGUCACCGAUCAGUACCUGCUCGAUGGCCACAAGCUGCUGCUCGAGGCCGAGCUCGACUCGCUGCCGAGUGAUGGUGAAACGCAGAAAAGCUCGAUGGAUGUGCUCGAAAACCUGCUGCUCAAUUCGGCUGCCGCUAUCAGCAGUGCAGGCGUUACCGGCGGUCAUGGACCCUCCAACGGCCACCAUGGUGGUGGUGGAGGAGGAAGUGGAGGUGGUGGAGGAGUUGGUGGACUAGGCGGUGGUGAUGUGAAGCCCCUACCAUCGUUUACCUCGUUCAACACUGGCCACCUUUCGAUUAAUGGAAUCUCGGGCUACCACUACACGGCGAUCGCACAGCGCCUGCCUGAGGAGAACAACAAUUACACACAGAACUCGUACACGAACGGAGCCACGAGUGGGUCCGGACAUUUGGGAGGUGGCACUCCCAACGGGGGUACUCCUGGAGGAGGUCCUGGUCCUGGAACGGGCGUCGGAUCAACCGGCAGUGACAACAACAUCGUCUCCUCCACGUCGACCUGCCUACCCGAUUCGGUGCUCAAUCCGGACGGGCCGGGUGGGCCAGAUGGAGGUGGUGGAUGUAGUCUAGCCGAUGUGAAGCUGUUCUCGGACGGUUCGCUGGACGGAGCGAAGAUCUACAGUGCGCCCGCGGAUAGCUGCGUCAUGAAUGGAGCCGAUUCGGUGUCAGGAGCUCGGAUUUUCGUCGACACGAAGGAGCUGUCCGAGUACGACAUGAGCUCGAUCGAGGACAUCGCCGCCAUCAUUGGAUCGGCGAUCGCAGACACGACCGUGCCAAGCAGCAAGGUCGAAAAGGAGGACGGUAAUGACACACGUGACUCGUGGAUGGAUUUGGACGCGUGGAUUGAAGGCACGUGCACGGGUGUGCCGGAUGGGAAGCUGAUCGUGACGCAGCAGGACUCGCUCAGUGAGCUGAUCCUGCCGAGCUCACCAGUGCACACGUCCUCGGGUGGAUCGACCGGUUCAACGCUUCAGAGCUUACUGACGCACGGCUACAUGCCGCUGUUGCAGAACCGAUUGCAACACGGGCCGCCGAUCAAGCUGGAAGCACCCAGCUCGACGUCGUACUGCGGCGAGCUGAUCUCCACCUCCACUAGUCCACCCGGCGCGGUCGUUUCGACCUCCACCGAUAACCUCGUGCUUGGAGGCGGCCGAUACCUGCAGGGACAUCAUCACCAUCAUCACACGAACGGGCACCAUUUUGGGCUCGGUUCGAUGGGCACGGGUCUGGCCAAGCCGGACGGGCUUUGUAGCCCCGAGCUCGGGCUCGGCAACUACCCGCACACGACCACCACCACCUCGACGUCCGCGUCGAGUGCCAGCAACUCCCCGACGACACCAAAAAGCAAGCGACGAACCCACAAGCAACAGUCCAAGCAACAACCGGGCGCUCUCGGUCCGGCUUCGCUCUCCGCCCAGCAACAACACCAACCACACCACCAGCAACACCACCAGCAACAGCAGCAGCAGCAGCACCAACAGCAACACCAGCAACAGCAGCAACACCAACAACAACAACACCAACAACAACAGCAGCACCAGCAACACCAGCUCAAUGCCGCCCAAUCGCAGCAGGCCGCGGCACUCAGCUUCCAGGCGGCGAACGAUCUCAGCGGGCUCCUUGGCAAGGAGAAACCGGUGCACCGGUGCAACAUCUGCAACCGGGGUUUCCUCAACAAGAGCAACAUCAAGGUGCACCUGCGGACGCACACGGGUGAGAAGCCGUUCCGGUGUGAGGUCUGCGCCAAGGCGUUCCGUCAGAAGGCGCACCUGAUCAAGCACCAGCAGAUCCACAAGCGGAUUGGGCGCGAUUGA